AUGGAUUUUGCCGUUGAGGUGAUGCAGGGCUUGGAGACGGAGGAGGUUGAGGCUGUCACGGAGACGAUCAACGCUGUGACACUGGAAGGCGGCAGUGAAGAAGCCGCGGCUGUGGAGCUGGGAGGCAGCGCUGAGGAGGCCAACCCGCUUCUGAGGAUGAUGGAGGAGAAGGGAGGGCCUGAUCACAUCGCGUGUGGGUCAUGCGGGAAGUUCAAUAGCCACAGGCGCAUGAUCCGUUCUGGGCUGAUUUGUUCAGAGAGCAUGGUUGAUGGCGAGAUCUUCAAGAAGUUCCUCAAGAUCUGUUGCCGGUGCUGGCAGCAAGAGAAGAAGCUGGCAACUGGAACAUGUGAGUUGGAGGAGGCCUGCAAGGAUGUUCUGGAGUUCAACUCAAAGAUGCAGACUGAGCGGUCGGACUGCUACAAGAGAGCCAAGGAGGCGGCGGCCAAGAGCCAGGGCAGUGUGCGGGAACAGAGGAAAUUGCUGAAGCAGUACUGCCAGAGCUUCAUCCAAGCAGUAAGACAGCUUCGGCCAGCGCAUCAAGCACUGGAGCAGCAGUUCGCAGAGUACGUCCACAGAUACCAGAAAGAAUACGUCAAAGGAACUGAGGAGUACCAUCGCCGCCUGGCCCACUACAGCCGGUCUGCUGCUGAGGUAGAAAGAUUGAAUCAGCGCCCUGGCCGCUUGUGGACGGCUGGAACAGGGCCUUUAGCAGAUCGCAGUGAAGAAGAGCUUCAGUCUAUGAGAGGCUGGUUUGGCUUUGCCCGAAGAGGACACUUUACAUCCGCGUUGACUCAGGUGAGCUCUGAUCCUGCCGACACUCCAGAGGAAUUCUUGAAUUGGACAAGCCUGCGGUCCCUUGCAGCUGUACGCGAUCAGGGAGGAUGUGGCUCUUGUUGGGCAGUGACAGCUUCCACAGUGCUGGACAGCCAUGCUGAAAUCUACAAGUCCACACAGAGAAGCUUCUCAGCUCAAGAGCUUGUCUCUUGUGUCCCCAAUGUCAAGAAAUGUGGUGGCACCGGAAAAUGCGGAGGUGCUACAGUAGAACUGGCUUUUCAGUACGCAAUGGAACAUCCAGUGCAAACAGCAGCAGACAUGCCCUAUGAGGGAUCAGACGGCACGUGUGAAAAGCAUCCACCAUCUUUGAUGCAGCUGUCAAAAAGCGCAGAUUUUGACGUGGCUGCGGUGGGCUUUCAUGCAGCAAAUUCGGAUGCUCCUGGGAUGAAGUACAUGAGUGGAUGGGAGCGGCUGCCGGAAAAUGCAUACUCACCGCUUCUUCUUGCAAUCUAUGAAAGGGGCCCAGUUGCAGUCUCUGUGGAUGCCUCGAAAUGGAGUUCAUAUGAAUCUGGAAUUUUCGACUCUUGUGAUGAAGAUAAUAUCAUCAACCAUGCCGUUACUCUGGUGGGAUACGGUAAAGACAAGAAGUUGAAUGCAAAUUUCUACUUGAUUCAGAACUCUUGGGGGCCAUCCUGGGGUGAAGAUGGACAAAUACGCUUGCUGCGUAGGGAUGAGGACGACAAGUAUUGCGGCAUUGACCGCCAGCCACAGGAAGGAACUGGAUGUGAAGGUGGCCCUACAGAAGUUAGGGUAUGCGGCAUGUGUGGCAUCCUCUAUGACAAUGCUGUCCCACACUUUCGACACCCACGAGCCAACUGA
Durusdinium trenchii is the source of this 1653-nucleotide messenger RNA. Lineage: Eukaryota; Dinophyceae; Suessiales; Symbiodiniaceae. The record is from the annotation of a GenBank genome assembly.